This is a messenger RNA of Epinephelus moara (kelp grouper), 6805 nucleotides long. RefSeq lists its product as uncharacterized. The record is from RefSeq and is a predicted model, not a curated record. The transcript has 2 exons. NCBI's taxonomy places the organism in Eukaryota, Metazoa, Chordata, Actinopteri, Perciformes, Serranidae. The coding region runs from base 2024 to 2962 and encodes 312 amino acids.
UUUUCACACACUGCAAUAAUUUAAUUUAACUUGUGCAAUAACCCCAUUCACCCUGACUGUAUAUAUUCUGUUUGUGUAAAUAAUCUUGUUCAGUUUACAAUAUAUAUAUGUAUAUAUAUAUAUAUUAUUACGUUUAUGUUUGUUAAUAAUUCCUGUUUAUUUAACUAUAUAUUUGUUAAUACUACUGUUUAAAUUUCUUAUAUUUUCGCGUAUCUUUCCUCUCUUGCAAGGAGCACCUGUAACAUAAAUAAUUUCCCCUCGGGGAUCAAUGAAGUAUUUCUGAUUCUGAUUCUGAUUCUGAAAUAAAGGAGCCACACAGACAGAAGCAGGACUUUGGGAGAGUUUAGAAGGAAAACCUAUAUUACCAAAAAAUUUAUUUAGAUUUGCUGCGAUAUUGAGUCAUGGGAAUACCCAUGUCUCAACAGGAGGGAUGGUAUCCACAAUAGAGAACAUAUUUACUCCAUAUGGAUUUCAAAACUACUCAAAAAAAUUUUGUGCCUCAUGAUCAAUAUGCUCUAAGCAUAAUGCUCAAGGUAGACUAUGUCCAAAACCAGGUAAAUUCCCAGAAGCAACUUACCCAUUUCAUUGUAUCUGUAUGGAUUUUAUUGAAUUAAAUAGAGCUGAAGGAAAGAAAUACUGUUUAGUGAGCAAUGAUGCAAUAACUGUAGCCAAAAUCUUAGCUACAGUAAUAGCUCCAAGGUAUGGUUUUCCAGAGAAGAUUUAUUGUGAUAAUGGUCCUCAUUUUAGGAAUCAAGUAAUACAAAGACUAUCUGGAAUAUUUUCAAUCCAACUCAGGUUCCAUUGUAGCUAUCAUCCACAGUCAGCUGGACUGGUGGAAAGAAACAAUGGAACUAUUAAAGCAAAACUAAGAAAGGCUAUGGAAGAAACAGGGAAAAGUUGGGUAACAUGUCUACCAGCUGUAGCAUUAAGCUUACACAUUCAACCCAACAGUACAGGAUUAUCACCAUUUGAAAUAUUACAUGGAAGGCCAUUCAGGGUACCGCUAAUAGAUACAAAGGGAGAUGAUACUGGAUUGACUGAAACAAUUGUAGACUACAUGUCAAAAAUGAUGAAGAACAAGAGUGUUAUGUCUACAGUAUCUCCUCCAAUAGAUCCAGCACCAACAGGAGGGCCAAUAAACCCAGGAGACUGGGUGUUUAUCAAAGUCCUGAGGCGAAAGAAUUGGUCAGCUCCACGCUGGGAAGGGCCCUAUCAAGUAUUACUGUCUACACCCACAGCAGUCCGCAUAGCUGAAAGACAGACGUGGAUCCAUCUCACAUACUGCAAAAGAGCACAAAUACCACUGUCAGAUAAGUAGAAGCAUUCACCAUGCCGAAAUUAAAACUAUGUGUAAUAACUGUUUUAUGUGUGACCACAAUUGCAUUCCUUAUCUUAAAUAUAGUGACACAAGGCCAGGUACAUGAUAAAAUGAGGGAAAGAGCUAUAGGAACACAAUCCAGGUAGGACACUAGGAGAGGUGCAGUGAUAAUACAAUGUACUGAAGGGAUAAAUUGCAUUGCUCAGAUUGCUGUUGUCCUUGCUCAGGACAACACUCUUAUUGGCUGGGAUCAGAAAAAUAUAUCUGUAUCACCACAGUUGCAUGCACCACAUAUAGAAGUGUGUGGGGUAAAACUGUUAACAGGUAUGGGUGUGGAUGCGAGAAGUGGAAUUGGGUAAUUGCUAAUACAGGAACACAGGAUUGGGGAUACAACUCGAAAUCUGAAUUAAAAAAUCGACUGACAAUUAUCAAGAUGAUGCCAGACACUUGUAAAACAAACUACUGCAAUCCUGUAAUAAUAACGCUCAAGACUCCCAAACACAUUGACAACGGAACAUAUGUGUUGGGAGCAUGGGUGAGCGGAACAAAUCCAGUUGGGAUAUUUCAUAUAACAGUGUCGCCAAACCCGAGGAAUUAGAUAACAUCUGUAACAGCCACACCAACCACACCGACUUCGAUGAAAAAUAAUCCCGUAAAAUAUAUACUGUAGAUGUAAAAAACAUAAAGGAAACGUAUACCCUAGAAAUGGGAUACACAGACUCAAAUGUAUGGCUACAAUGGAUUGUUCAUACAGCCCGAAACAGCAAGUUUUCCUCCUGCAGCUGUCUAGCCUGCGCAGCAGCCAGGCCGGGGUUAGGCACAGUGCCUUUUCCCCUUAAUCCCGAUAAUGAUCCAAAAGGGUUUCGCUGCAUGCUAGAUUUAUACAAAUCAGAUAGUGCUACAAACUGCACCAUAUUGAAACUUUUGUUCCCACCAGUGUCACCACAGAUUAAACCACCUUGGUUUACCCCGUACACUGGAAAUUAUACCUGCUUGACACGAAGUAAAGGUACCGUGUCAGUAGGGAUGUUGACAACCUGUAAUACCAUCAUUGAUGUAAUUAAGGGCGAGAGCAAUGUCACUGAUGGUGUAGUGAAUGAUCAAACCAUGGCCAGAGCUGAUGUAUGGUGGUUCUGCGGAGGUAAGACACUCAGAGCAAAAUUACCAACUGACUGGAAGGGAACUUGUGCCAUGGUACAGUUACUAAUGCAAACAUACAUUUUACCAUAUGACACGACGACAUUAGAGAAAGUGACGACACAUAAUUCACAUAUUACAAAGAGAAAUGCACCAGCAGGAUCGUUUGAUAACAAAGUUUAUAUAGAUGCAAUUGGUGUUCCUCAAGGUGUUCCAGACGAGUUUAAAGCCAGAAAUCAGGUAGCUGCAGGGUUUGAAUCACUCCUGGCUUGGUGGGUAACCGUUAAUAAAAAUGUGGAUUGGAUAAAUUAUGUGUAUUAUAAUCAACAGAGAUUUCUUAAUUUCACUAAGGAAGCAAUUGGGGGCAUACAUCAACAGUUAGAUAAGACUAGUUUAAUGGCAUGGCAGAAUAGGAUGGCGUUAGACAUGUUGUUGGCUGAAAAAGGAGGAGUAUGUAGAAUGUCCCUUGGUUUUGCAUUCACAUUGCAAUUCUGUGAGCGGACUUAAGAACUUUACAUGACAUGGUUACGUUCAUCUACGUGGGUUGCGUCACCUUAUAUUUGACAUUGAUUGGUUUAUAAAUGGGCGGGGGUCUGACGUCAGCAUGUCAAGUAGGCGGUUAGAAAUCCCCUCAAUGUUUACAAACAUUACCUCACGAAAAUGGACGAACCGAUUCUAAUAAUCGCCACACUACUCAUACUAUUAUGGCAUUGCUAUCAGCUGCAGCACCAACGUAGAGCACAAUACUCGUGGCUCGUACAAAAACGAAAUAUAAAUCUCUACCUUGUGUGAAGAUGUCAUCGUCGCCCGCACGAAGGAGGAGGAGGAGGAGACAGCUAGCAAUGUUAGCAAUGCUGAGAGCCCUGCCAACUCGGGAGCGACCAGUGUCAAGGUGAGUGACCAUAGACGGCUCAUUUGGUUACACCCCGCCCUUCCGCACACUCAAUCACAGAUCCGCUCCGACCAGCCUCCCCCUGCAAGUACAGCUCCACUCGGCUUAUUGCUGUCAUGGAUAGGCCUACAUCGUUGCUUCUCUGGUGAUAUGCUGUGAUAAGGCUUUAAAAUUGUAGCCGUGGGUAUAUGCUCAUUAUAUCACAGUUAAGAAACAAUCAGAUUGACUGAUUUCACCUUUCCGUUUUAUAAGUGCAUUUAAUAUAUUUACUCCAGAUUAUCACUAGUCUGUCUGACCAGAGGGGGGGGACAACACGUAUCCGUGCGAGUGCAGCCAGGAGUUGGGAUUUCAGCACCACGGACAGCGCGCGUAAAAAGACUUGACAAGCGUCUCCUUUUAACUGUGUUUGCUGCUAGCGAAAUUAUACAUAAUAAAUGAAGACAGUGAAAUAUUUUCAAUAAAAAACGAGUUGAACAUUCAUUUCAAGCUUCUGUAGUACAACGAAUUUCAGAAUUGUGCGAGUGUGGCCAGAGAGCGGGCGGCAGUGUUUGAUGCAGGAAACUCGAUAUGGACUUGAAAAUCAGUUUCGGAGCGGCGGUGUUUCGGAAUGUAGGGCUGUCCCCAGCUCAUUUUUGAUGGUGGACUUGACUUCUCUCCUGGCGGAUAUGAACAACCAGCACACCAGAAUUUCCUGUCAAUGGUCUGAAAGUCCGUACCAUCCAAAAAAAUGCUUUCACACUAGUAACGGACUGGACCAUGGUUCCGUUUGGUCCGGACCGAGACCACCUCUUUUGGCCUGACCAAAUUUCGGCCAGUGGUCUGGGGGUAGUUUUCACACCUUCGGACCAAACUGGAAAGUCCAAAAGUCCGGACCAAACGACCUAGGUGUGAAAAGGCCCUUAGAAGACUUGAUUUGAAAUGCACAUUUCAAAACCCUUAUAUUAACUUUAGUUGAAAUUCCGAAGGCAUUCUACCCAAAGUGAGGAUGGUGGAUUUUGUCACCCAUCACUUUAGAUGGAUUAGAAAGAUAUUUUUUUUAAGGCGAGUAUGGGAGAAGGGACUAUUGAAAUUACAAGCACUGGGAGUGUGAGUAUUGUUUCAAGACAGACUUGAAAAAUGGAUUAACCUAAACCUAGAUUCACACAUUAAUGGACAUGGCCCUGUCAAAGCCUUGUGUUAUAAUUGCUGAGACACAUCAAGGUCAGAAUACUUGAACUGUAUGUGUGGUGUAGCUACUGUGUCAUGUAUUUCUUAAUGACUGAAUCGUCAGCAUCUGUCAUAGUUGGUGGCUAAAAGGUCUGCUAAUGUGAAAUUGACAAUCUAAGUUUUGCCCUCCAUUGCCAUCACAGAGUCACAGCUUUGGCAAAGACAGACAAGGGCCCAUCAGGCCAUGAUGGAUGGCCACUCUGAUGAAGAGGACACAGCCAGGACCAUAGUGACAGGAAAUGAGACAGUUGUCACUCCUCCCUUGACAGUUCAAUCACAGAAUCCACCCAUCAUAUUCAGGCAAGUUCAAAUAAACACAAGAAAUUUGUGCUCUAGAAAAAGGAUCAGCACUCGGUGAAUAACCUCCUCAGCCCUAUGAUAAGCUAUUAUGGCAAGGCUUAACUAUACAGACCAGUGAGCAGUGAUAACUAACACGUCUUUGGAGUCAUCAGGUGGGAACUUCCUUUCACCAGUGUUUUGUCUAGUUGGUCCCACGACACCUCCAGGAGGCUAGACAGUAAUCUCUGGCAUCCCAGAAACACUCCCCUAAUGCCGUUUGGUCUGGCGAAAAAUUUGAUAUUUUGGCAGUGUUGUAUGUGAACGGGGCCAAAUGGCGACAUAGCUCCCCCUAGAAAAUUUCGUGCCUCGAGCCCCGCCUGUGAGUUUCACCUACACGCAUGAAAAUUGGUGGGCUCAUAGAACAUGCCAAGACGCACAAAAAAUCCUCUUGGACCCAUGCCAUAAACCCAACAGGAAGUCGGUCAUUUUGAUUUGAAGUUUUGACAUGUUUGAAUGAACUCCUCCUAGGGAUUUAGUCCGAUUGACUUCAAAUUUGGUACAGAUCAUCCUGAGAACAUACUGAUCAAAAGUUAUUAAAAGCUUUUCUCUAUGUCAAGGGGCGUGGCCGCUAGGGCGUGACAAACUUUGGCGACUUUUCGUUUUCUCGCCAUCGAAUUUCGAACGGACCUCACGUCCACAUACUUGAUCUCAGCAGCUUCAAACUUGCUGGACAUGAUGAUGGCUUCGCCCUGAAUGGCCAGAUAUAUUAAUAUCCCACCUUACUCAUAGCGCCCCCGGUGGUAAUAGGAAGUGUCCAGUUUUUACUUUAACAUGUACUGGUGACACAAACUUGACCGCAUCAACUUCAUUCCACUUGUAAUGCAUGCAGAACAAGUUGGUGAAGCUACCUUAUGAGUGCUGUGAAGCUACGUCUAAUGGUGUCCAUGUGGCGGCGUGGCGACUAUCGAUCCCUCGCCAGCAAAUACGUUUGGCUUUUUGAUAGCUUCAACGAUCUCAUAUCCUCAUGAAAAUUGAUACACAGGUCAAGAAUGGCGAGCUCUUGCAUCUGAUAGGGGCGCUGCCCAUGGGGGGACAAAAUGCCUCUAUAGCGCCCCCUUGAAAUUUUCAAAAACCCCUCCCCAUAGGGUUUUUUUUGGGGUAGGAAGAUGAAAAUUGGUACGUGUAUGUCACCCAGACGCACAAAAAAGUCUCUGCCACCAAUGGUCUACUCCAAACAGGAAGUCGGCCAUUUUGAUUUAAACUUUUCAUGUUGGUGGUGAUUUUGUGAUUUCGACACCUUGUAUUUUGACGAACUCCUCCUACAGAUUUUGUCCAAUCAACUUCAGAUUUGGUACAGAUCACCCUGAGACUAUGCUGAUCAAAAGUUAUUAAAAGCUUUUCUCUAUGUCAAGGGGCAUGGCCGCUAUGGUGCCGCAAUCGCCAUCAAAUAUAUUUGGCUUUUUGAUGGCUUCAAUGGCCUCAUCUCCUCAUGAAAAUUGAUACACAGGUCAAGAAUGGCGAGCUCUUGCAUCUGAUAGGGGCGUCCCCCAUGGGGGGGGACAAAAUGCCUCUAUAGCACCCCCUUGAAAUUUUCAAAAACCCCUCCCCAUAGGGGUUUUUUUGGAGUAGGAAGAUGAAAAUGUGUACAUAUGUGUAAGUUGCCCAGACGCACAACAAAGUCUCUGCCACCAGUGCUCUACUCCAAACAGGAAGUUGGCCAUUUUGAUUCAAACUUUUCAUUUUGGUGGCGAUUUUGUGAUUCCACACCUUGUAAUUUAACGAACUCUACAGAUACAAAAACAACAAUCAGUAGUAGGGGUGUAACGGUACACAAAAAUCUCGGUUCGGUACGUACCUCGGUACACAAGUCACAGUUCGUUUUUUUUCGGUACAGUAGUGAAAAAAAUAAACAACUAUUAAAUAUCUUUUACUUAUUGGUAACCUUAUUAAAACAUACCACCACAGCAGUUAAC